CACAAAAACAGAUUCACGUAAACCAGCAAGAGCAAAUAAAACAACUCUCGUCUCUAUAUAAAUAAACCCUACACUUCUUAUGCUUAUAUUCUUCUUCUAAACGAAAACCUCAGUACGCAUAUCUCCCUGUCUUCUUCAUUUUUCAUUCCUUUUUGGAUGGUUGAAACAAGAUCUAUAACCUUUUUGAUGCACUUUCUCUCUACUCUUUCUUCUCAGAGAGGUUUUGCUCGUUCUCUUCACGGGCUUAUCUUCCACUUUGGCUCUGGCAAGCAAGCCUGGUGCUAUCGUUGCCUUGGCCUUGAUCCCUAAAGAAAACCUCACAAGAUUAAUUAGUUGUUUUAUCUUCUUUUUUUUUUGUUUUUUAAUUGAAACCCUCAGCUUCUUUUUUCUUUUUACUUUGAGCUAUAUAUCUUGCUUUUUCAUCAAAGAAAGGCUACAAAAAUGGAAAAGAUGAAGAGAAAUGUGAGCGAGAAAAUGAUGUUAAAAAAGCAGAUAAAGAAUAAGAAAGGUGAUGACAAAAAGAAUAGGUUCUUGGUAAGUGUCAAUUUUCUUGGGAGUGCAGGGCCUAUAAGGUUUGUGGUUAAUGGGGAUGAUCUUGUUUCUGGGGUCAUUGACACUGCUUUGAAGACGUAUGCCCGUGGAGGCCGGCUCCCAGUUCUUGGCUUUGAUGUCAAUAAAUUCCUUCUCUACUGUGCUAAUCCACCUUCAGAUGCGUUGAAUCCACGGGAGCCAAUAGGUUCCCAAGAGGGAAGGAAUUUUGUGCUGUGCAAGAAACAGCUGCAACCACAAAUGACGGAAAUGAGAUCAGACAUCGUAGCUAAAAAACCAUCUGGGUGGAAGGCAUUGAUGACUGCAUUUCUCCCCAUAUGGGGAUUGGUUGGUACUUGAAAAUGUCAAUUAUACAAUAAUUAAAUAUCAGUAUCCAGCAUGCUUAAUUAUGUCUCUGAUUAUGACUUUGGUCAGGUGUGAGUUCUACCUCACAAGUCUCUACUAUUUCGAUGCUUUUCUGGAGCAUAUACUAGAGACAAUAUUAAUAUGUUGUAAAAAUGAGAGCAUAUAUAUGUUCUCUAUGUAUAAAUCAAAUAAUGUACGUUUUCAUUAUUUGCAAACGAAUGGCAUCUUUGGCAUCA
Messenger RNA from Populus trichocarpa (black cottonwood), 1130 nucleotides. RefSeq lists its product as uncharacterized. The transcript is spliced from 2 exons. The record is from RefSeq and is a predicted model, not a curated record. The coding region runs from base 442 to 888 and encodes 148 amino acids. NCBI's taxonomy places the organism in Eukaryota, Viridiplantae, Streptophyta, Magnoliopsida, Malpighiales, Salicaceae.